Aspergillus luchuensis is the source of this 2313-nucleotide messenger RNA. RefSeq names its product ATP-binding mismatch repair protein PMS1. Gene Ontology annotation, biological process: mismatch repair. The record is from RefSeq and is a predicted model, not a curated record. Bases 1 to 2313 code for a protein of 770 amino acids. Lineage: Eukaryota; Fungi; Ascomycota; Eurotiomycetes; Eurotiales; Aspergillaceae. Gene Ontology annotation, cellular component: MutLalpha complex. Gene Ontology annotation, molecular function: ATP-dependent DNA damage sensor activity; mismatched DNA binding; ATP binding. The transcript has a single exon.
AUGUUCUUUGUGAAUUCCCGCCCGUGUGGGUUGCCGCAGAUUGCAAAGGCGUUUAAUGAGGUGUAUAAGUCGUUUAAUGUGUCUCAGUCGCCCUUUGUGUUUGCUGAUUUCCAUAUGGAUACGAACGCUUAUGAUGUUAAUGUGUCCCCGGAUAAGCGGACCAUUCUGUUGCAUGAUGCGGGAGCGCUGAUUGAUUCGCUGAAGGAGUCGCUGGUGCAACUGUUUGAGUCGUCGGAUCAGACGGUGCCGCAGUCGUUGGUUGUUGGGUCGAAGCCGACUCCUACUAUCAAACAACGCUUGGGAAGUUUGCAGUCUCAGACUCAGAGUCCGAACCGGCCUGCAGUGGAUGAUGUGAAUUCCUCGGCGGCUGAUGAUCAGGAACCAGUAGGAAGCCAGGGGACUGGGGAAGUGCAGUCGAGCUCGCAGGACCGGAUGAAGAGCUUCUUGAGCGGCCUUGGUGCCCGUGGCAGUAGUCCAGCAGUGUCCUCUCCUGCAGGCCGGGAUGCAUCAAGCGUACAAGAGAAGCCUAUGCCUUCGUCACCUCAAGACCAGUCUAAACCAAUGGAAGAAGACAAUGACCUCUUCGUGAGGCAGGACUCCCCUGGUGAACCACAGCAUCUCAUACAAGAGGAAACCGCGGACGAAGUCCCCCAACAGCGUGACGAUAAUCUCUCGUCUCAAGACAUGGCUCCUGAGGAGCCUUCGUCGACGCAGAUAGCCGACUCCCUGGAGGAGACACCCAAUACUAUCCAAAACGCGUUUGAUCGGAUGCGGCCAAGGCGAAUGCCUCCUGAGAUGGCUACCAUUACUAUCGGCAACCGGACCGUUACGUCUAUGGUGGGGAGUGGGUUGCCCAGAAAGCGGUCCGUAGGUGCUGGUGAUGCCGCUGGCCCUACGACCCGCAAAAGACGGAUACACACCCCUUCGCGUCCUAGCAUAUUCGGCAAGCAUAUGAGGGAUUUUGCUGCUCCAGGAUCACAAAUGGAGCCGGAAAGUGAAGACGAAGAAAUUCUGGAUGACGAGGCCGAAGAUGCAAGUGAGGAGCCUGUAGAGGAAGAAGAGGAAGAAGAAGAAGUCGAGGAAGAAGUGGAAGAUGGUGAAUCUCAAUCUUAUGCUCCGUCAGACAAUGAGGAGGAUCACCCUCCCGAAGAUGUUAGCAGUGACCACCAUAACCACGAAGCCAGCAAUGGCAAUGAUUCUCAAAACUCACAACAGCUCAGCUCCUCGAGGGAGAACAUAAGCGAGGAAGAGAAAAAGCGCCAUGAAGAAGCAGAAGUCCAACGACUCAUCCAAGAAGCAGAGGACAAAGCAGCAUUGCCACAAGACAACAACAUUCAUCGCGCCAACAAGAUGAAUAAGGGGGCUGCUCACCGUGACUCUACUGUGCAGCUAAUGAGUACUAUCGAUGGUUCUCUUUCCAAGAUACAAUCACAGCUUGGGCAACUACAGGAAAGCCUCCGCCGUUGGGAAGAGCACCACGGCCCUUCACAGGGCGAAGAUGAGAUGGCAGCGCAACAAGAAACGGCUGAGGAGAGACUAUCUUUAACGGUCAGCAAAGAAGACUUCACCAACAUGCGGAUAGUCGGGCAGUUCAAUCUCGGGUUCAUCCUAGCUACGCGCUCAUCCGCCGAUGACACGGGUGCUGGAUCAUCAGCAAAAGACGAACUCUUCAUCAUAGACCAGCAUGCCUCUGAUGAAAAGUUCAACUUCGAACGACUGCAGGCAGAAACCGUAGUGCAGAAUCAGCGCCUCGUCCAACCGAAGCGCCUCGAUCUCACUGCAGUGGAGGAGGAAAUUGUCAUUGAGAAUCAAGCCGCGCUGGAAAAGAACGGCUUCAUUGUAGAAGUGGACGAAAGCGGAGACGAGCCUAUCGGGCGCCGCUGCAAGUUGGUCUCGCUGCCCUUGAGCAAAGAAGUGGUCUUUGGGGUUCGGGAUUUGGAAGAGCUCAUUGUAUUAUUGUCGGAGACGCCUACCAACGCUGCACGGUCAGCAUCAGGAAUGUAUAUACCCCGUCCGAGCAAAGUGCGGAAGAUGUUCGCCAUGCGGGCAUGUCGGUCGAGCAUCAUGAUCGGCAAGACCUUGACGGUCAAGCAGAUGCAGAAGGUGGUGCAUAAUAUGGGCACCAUUGAUAAGCCGUGGAAUUGUCCCCAUGGCCGGCCAACUAUGAGGCAUCUGAUGAGCUUGGGGCAAUGGAACGAAUGGGAUGAGUUGGACGAUGAGGAAGACGAACCAGUAGAUUCAUUGGAUAUAUGGCGAGGGUUCUACCAGGAAAUGGCUGCACAGAGCGAGGAGGAAGCUGAGGAAGCUGAGUAG